Eucalyptus grandis is the source of this 1961-nucleotide messenger RNA. Its product is annotated as putative E3 ubiquitin-protein ligase RING1a. Lineage: Eukaryota; Viridiplantae; Streptophyta; Magnoliopsida; Myrtales; Myrtaceae. The coding region runs from base 231 to 1700 and encodes 489 amino acids. The record is from RefSeq and is a predicted model, not a curated record. The transcript is spliced from 10 exons.
CUCUCUCUCCUCUUCUCCUCUCGUUUCUUGCCGUAGCCUCCGAACUCGCUCUCUCUCUCUAGCGAGCGAUAAAAAUAAUCAGCUUCUUAUAAAUUCUCCCCGUUCGUCUCCUCCUCGGUUCUCCUUCCUUCCUUCUUCUUCUUCUGCUUCUUCUUCACCACUUCGCUACCUUCUCUCCCUCCCUCUCUCUCUCUCUCUCUCAUUCGUCGCCUCGCGCAUUACGAGCGCCAAUGCCUGCGCAGAAGCGGUCCCUGCCGGAGAGCGCGAACGACGAGGACGCCUCGCCACCGAGCGGCCACCACAACCACCACCACCACCACCACCACAACCACCACCAGCACGCCAAGCAAUCCCGCCGCGACGGGGACCCCGAGCAGGACGACCGGCCCGCCGGGGAGCCGCAGGACGGCGCCGCCGGGGGCGGAGGCGGGGGCGCAGGAGCUGACGAAGAAGAAGAAGAUUCUCAAGGGAGCCCGUCGUCCAGCUCGGAGGAGAAACCUGAAUUUGUCUAUGUAAAACUAUCAGACAUUCGUAAAGAUGUACAAUGCCCAAUUUGUCUAGGCAUCAUCCGGAAAACGCGAACUGUUAUGGAAUGUCUGCACCGCUUUUGUAGGGAAUGCAUUGACAAAUCGAUGCGACUGGGGAACAAUGAAUGUCCUGCUUGCCGCACUCACUGUGCCAGCCGACGCUCACUGAGAGAUGAUCCCAACUUUGAUGCUUUAAUAGCAGCUUUAUAUCCGGAUAUCGACAAAUACGAGGAAGAGGAGUUGGCUUUUCAUGAAGAGGAGAGAAAUCGCAACAAGCAGAUUCAAGCAUCCAUUGCUCAAAUUCUUCAACGGCAGUCUGAAGCACUUGUCAAAAGACGCUCGCUGGGUAAAGACGCAGGUAUUGGAAUGGGAAGACCACAGAGGAACCUAAGGCCUUCUACUAGGAGAAGACGGAAUUCUCGAGGAACUGAUCAUCAAGGUUCUGAAGACAAUGAAGAUGAACAUGAUAGUAAUGGCGGCAAAGAUUCAUCUUCCGCUGAUGAACGUGGUACUGAAGUUAGGCAGAGACGUCGGAGAAAAAGGACAGGACCGCGUUCAUCAUUACCGUCUUCAUCAGCUGAUGUUGAAUGCCUGGAUAAUGAUUUGGAAGCAACCAGAGAUACCAGAGGAAUUUCUCCUGGGCCUGGAUGGAACCCAGAAGUGCUUGCUUGGGGUAGGGGUGGUACAAGAAGUCACACAAGACAUGGUGGCAUAAAUGGUAACAACAAGCACUCUAAGAACAUGCGGUUAUCCAAGCUGGUUGAGUACCUCAAGAGUUUAGGGGAAAAUAAUGAGUUAGAGGUAUAUUUCAUGCUUGUUUCUUUGGAUAAAGAAGGUACUCCAACUCUGAAGCAGCCGUACCUCUGCAGCAGGCGGAGUCUGUCAAUUAAACAUCUAUGUGAUUAUGUUGCUCACAAAACACCUUUGCAAGCUGAAGAAGUUGAAAUAUUGGUGGUCAAAGGGAACCAUAACAUCAGCCGUCAAGGACCUAGCCUGAAUCUUUUAUCCUCAGCAAGUGAACGUGAAAAUGUUCUCCCUGUUGUUGAUCCACAUAAGGCUGAGCUGCAAAUUCUGGAAAAGGAAGCAACGCUUGCAGGGAUAAUUGCAGACAAUGGAUCCAUCAAUGACUAUCUGAUUCUAGGAUACCGGCAGAGACAAAACUCCAAUUCCUGACGAGUUCCAUGGGCGUCUUUGGCAAUAUUUAAGUAAACUCUCACAUACUCGUAUAUAUACAUAUAUAGGUAGAGAGGUGGACAGGUUUGCCAGUUGAACUCAGAGUACAUGUUAGUUGAUAAAGCACACCAUGUAGUUCCCAAAAAGGCACUCAUUAUUGGUUACUUUUAUGUUUUCCUUCCCUUGCUGAUUUGACUGCAAAUUGUUAUUACCAGAUGAUAUUAGAAGGUUGCCGUCCAGUGGACGCGGAGUAUUUACAUA